Meyerozyma guilliermondii ATCC 6260 is the source of this 474-nucleotide messenger RNA. RefSeq lists its product as uncharacterized. Bases 1 to 474 code for a protein of 157 amino acids. NCBI's taxonomy places the organism in Eukaryota, Fungi, Ascomycota, Pichiomycetes, Serinales, Debaryomycetaceae. The transcript has a single exon. The record is from RefSeq and is a predicted model, not a curated record.
AUGGCGACUCUGAGUCGCCGGAGCCUCCUAUUGAAAGAAAAAAUUCUUAGAAAAUAUGAAGAAAAAAAACGCCAGAGGAAAUCCCUUGAUGUCGGACUCCAGGAGGAAUGCCCUGAUGAAGUCAUAAGAACGAAUAAACGUUGGAGUUAUUUCUGGUUUUGUUUUGCAUUGUUUGUGAUAUGUAAAAAAGUGGUGGAUACAGUAAGGGCUUCCCGUGAGCCAUUAAAAAUUAUACUCAGGUUUAUUUGUGUUGUGACAUGCGUUGUGACAUGUUGCAUCACUUUCAAUUACUUCUGCCCAUCACGGAAGAUAACUAUAUCCGGAAUUAUCGAUUUACCACUCCACCCACAGUAUUUAACUGAUGGUGAAGUUUUUCAGGUAAUUAGUAUGUUAAUUUUAUUAACUUGCCCAUCCCGGAAGAGCACAGAGAAGAAUGAAAUCAAAAACGAAAAGGAUGAAAUCAAAAAGGAAUAG